Molecule: messenger RNA, 854 nt
Organism: Paramecium octaurelia
Lineage: Eukaryota; Ciliophora; Oligohymenophorea; Peniculida; Parameciidae
Source: the annotation of a GenBank genome assembly
AUGUAAAUUAUUGAGAUCUCUUUAGGAGAAGGUUCAGUGGGAUAGGUAAAGAAGGUGAAAAUUGAAGAUAAUUUAUAUGCCAUCAAACAAUUUAACAGUAGACUAGGAUCGAAUGAAUAUCGAAUUCAUUAAUAGCUGAAACAUCCAAACAUUUUGAACUUCAUUUAGGGAAAUGAGGACUACAUAAUUACAGAAUUAAUGAGUCCAUUUAGUUUAUUUGAUUUUGUAAAAACUGCAAGAUCAAUGUCAGUAAAUGCUUCAAACUGCAUUUUAAAAUAGUUGGUUGAAGCAUUAAAGUACAUGCAUCAAUAAAGAAUUGCGCAUAGAGAUGUAAAAUUGGAGAAUGUUUUGGUGGAUGAAUAAAAUUUCAAAAUCAAACUUUGUGAUUUUGAUGUGAGUGUGAGUUUGGAUGAAGGGAAAGUCUAGAAUUAAGUGGGGACCUUUAAUUAUUUGGCCCCAGAAAUUAAUCACUAUGGAGAGAUCAAUGCCUUAAAUUUGUAAGAAUGUGAUAUCCAUUCUUUGGGUGUCUUAUAUUUCACUUUGCUUUUUGGAAAUUUUCCCUUCAAAUAGGCCAAUUAAUCUAAUGGCAUGUAUAGAUUAAUAAUUGAAAACAAUUGGGAGAAAUUCUGGCAUAUUUUUUAGAGUAGAAGGACCUAAUAGAUUCCUCCUAUUUGUUUAGAAUUAAUUCAAGGCAUGAUUGAAUAUAAUCCAAAACAACGAUUCACUUUGGACGACAUUCUGAAUAAGAUUGAGCCUGUAAACGAAAUAGAGUAUGUGAAUGAGAUGCAAAAAGUCCAUAUUUAGUUACAAGAGAUGCAGAGAGAAAAAGGGAAUCUUAUUUUAGAAAACUGACC